AGAGUAAACUGUAAAGAUAUAGGUAAGACACAGUGAAAAAGUUAACAAGUAGGUUAAACAUUAACCACAAAAUCACUUAAAUAACAAAAAAAUAUGAAUGGUUUCUCAUAUCAUUCAGAUUUUUUAGUUUCCUGUUAUAAAAAUCACAUGUAAUCAGCAAUAUUUUUUUUAGAAAGCACAGAAUGACCAUAGUAAAGACAGUGUUGGACUUUGGCUGUGUUGGACUUUAGCUGAAGACAAUAGUCACCAAAACACCCCUAAUAAAAAAAAGUAGGUAUGGGCCUCUACUUUAACCUGUCCAUAUAUAAGAAAGUGGUAAGGAUACAGUGCAUAGAACAGAACUGCUGUACUGUAGAACCUUCAUUACAGGUAAGAUACCAACCUUGGACCUAUUUUAUUUUUCUCCUGUUUACUGUAUGCCUCAUGGGUUCUUUUUUUUGGUUGUUAACAUUUUAAGCCUCUUUAGUACAUUCUACAUUUCUCUAUAUGUUUUUCCAUCUUUGUUUUUCAGAAACUAGUGAAACCCCUCUACAAGAAUGUCAAACAAGGAGCAAAUCCAACACGCUGCAGCAGAAGUGCUGGGCUGCAUAGAGAAAGUGUCCUCCUUCGCUUCCUCUUUCAACCCUCUGUUUGAUAUUGUCACCAAACUGGUUGGUGCAGUGAGGAAAGGCUUGGAAGAAGAUGAGAAGUUCAACAAGCUGGAGAAGGAAUUCCAGCAGAUUGAUGACAAGUUGGAGAGCAUCUCUGUACAGAACAAGCAGCUGCUGGACCAGAUCCUCAUUCAAGAGAUCAACACAAACUAUGGUCAGCUGGAACAGAACAUCGAGACCCAGUACAAAGCCUUCAAGAACAUGGUAGACAGGAUCAGGAAGAACCCCGACAAUGAGAUGGUUUACAAAGAGGAUUUCAAGGAUAUCUAUAGAAAGCAAGGCAGCUUUCAGAAUUUGCUAAUGUACUAUAACUCCGUCAUGGAAAAGCAGGGUCCAUUUGAGAGGCCACUACUGAAAUAUUAUCUAGAGCAGUCCGAGAGGAACAAGAAGUUUAUGGAGGCAAAAUGCGCUCAUCUGACCAACCUCUUCUACAUCGGCCUCAUAGCUCUGAUGGCCUACUAUGUAGUCACUGGGGAUGAUGAGGAGGAGUUCAAGAAAGAAUGGGGCCAAAAGGUCUUGGAAAUUCAGACCAAGAUGCAAGAAGUCCUGGCUGAGUGUAGUUAGCAGAAGUGAUGCCAAAUUCUCAUUCUGUAUUGUUUCUAUGCCUUGUUAUUUGAUCAGCACCUAAAACUACACUUUUAAUUCACUUUAAGCAGAUUACACAACAUUUUUAUGACUGUAUAGAUCAUACAUGUUGAUGAAUAUAUAUAGUAAAGCUGAAGAAAUAUUUGUGUAUUAUGAUCAGAGUUAUUGAUUUGAUUUAAAAUAAAAAAAAGGUCUUUUCUAACAAAAUGAUUUUAUUGAC
Hemibagrus wyckioides is the source of this 1455-nucleotide messenger RNA. RefSeq names its product protein rapunzel-like. NCBI's taxonomy places the organism in Eukaryota, Metazoa, Chordata, Actinopteri, Siluriformes, Bagridae. The record is from RefSeq and is a predicted model, not a curated record. The coding region runs from base 537 to 1214 and encodes 225 amino acids. The transcript has a single exon.